This is a messenger RNA of Solanum pennellii, 1606 nucleotides long. Its product is annotated as mitogen-activated protein kinase kinase kinase 18-like. Gene Ontology annotation, molecular function: protein kinase activity; ATP binding. The transcript is spliced from 2 exons. Gene Ontology annotation, biological process: protein phosphorylation. The record is from RefSeq and is a predicted model, not a curated record. Lineage: Eukaryota; Viridiplantae; Streptophyta; Magnoliopsida; Solanales; Solanaceae. Bases 337 to 1422 code for a protein of 361 amino acids.
UUUCCUCUUUUGUUUCAUCAACACUGCAAAAAGUUUAAAAAUUCAAUCUUUCUUAUUUUGAAUAGAGCGGUUUUCCAUCUUAUGGUAAAUGGAAAACCGCUCUUUCAAUAUUUACUCUCUCUGUUGAUUCUGUUAAUAUUUCUUUGUUUGCUAUGAAGAAAUCUAUUCUUUUUAUUUCUUGUAAAUUGUUUGGUAGUUCCUCGUCUUUCGUUUUAUGAUAAAUUUAUUCAGAAUUUGAAAAAGUUGUGAUCUUUACUCCAGAUUGUUGAUUUUUGUUUUGACACUAAAAAAAAAAAUCAAGAUUGGUGUCAUUUGAUCUUUGAGUGUGUGUACACUAUGGCUGAAUAUUCAAAAUGUUCAUGCCUUAAGCCUACUAAGUGGUUGAAAGGAAAAGUGAUUGGAUCAGGAUCAUUUGGGAGUGUUCAUUUGGCAAUGGACAAGGCGACCGGAGGAUUUUUCGUGUUGAAAUCUACAGAGUCAGAGGCAGGAUUUAAGUGUCUUGAGAAUGAAAUUGAAAUUCUUGAGGAUUUGGAUUCACCACAUAUUGUUAAAUUCAUAGGUAAAGAUUUGUCUUUUGAAGCAAAUGGUAAGAGAAAGUUGAGUCUUUUUCUUGAAUUUAUGACAGGAGGAAGUUUAGCUGAUGUAGCAGAGAAAUUUGGAGGUUCAUUAGAUGAAGAAGUUAUUUGUUUAUACACAAAAGGGAUAUUAAAAGGUUUGAAAUAUCUUCAUGACAAUGGAAUAGUGCAUUGUGAUGUUAAGUGUAAGAAUAUAUUGUUAGGUAGUAGUGGAGAAAUCAAGUUAGCAGAUUUGGGAUGUGCAAAAAGAAUCAAAGACUAUCAUCAUAAGGUAAAAAAAUGUAACACAAAGUCUCUAUCAAAGUCUACUGGUGGCACACCUUUAUGGAUGGCACCAGAGAUUUUGAGGAAUGAAGAGUUAGAUUUUGCUGCUGAUAUAUGGUCAUUAGGUUGCACAAUCAUCGAAAUGGCGACGGGGAAAACACCAUGGGGAGGUGAUAUAUGUACAAAUCCCCUGGCUGCAGUGAUGAAAAUUGCUUGUACUAAUGAAAUGCCACAAUUUCCAUCAAAUUUUUCUGAUGUUGGUUUGGAUUUCUUGGCUAAAUGUUUGGAAAGGGAUAGUAAAAAGAGGUGGAAAGUUGAACAAUUGCUUCAUCAUCCAUUUGUUUCAAAGGGUAAUUCAGUUAAAAACAACAAUUUUAAAGUUGCUAGUACACCUGCUAGUGUUUUAGACGGUGGAAUUUUCUCCGAGAUGGAUUUCUCAGAUGAUCAAUCAUCAAGUGAUGAUGAAGAUGAAUAUACGAGUGGAAAUGCAUUGCGCGAUCGCGGGUUUUGGAACUCAACAAGAGGAGGGAAAAUGGACUUGGAAUUAUCAGAAAGUUGGAUCAAUGUGAGGAAUUACUUGUAAAAUUUCCAAGAAAAUCAUGUUUUUUUUUUUUUGAGGAAGUUGUAAAUAGACUAGGUGAAUUUUCUCUCUUUAAUAUAUAAGUAGGCUACUUAGGGAUGUGAAUUAUUGUACUUUAUGUUGAAUAACUUUACUUCUUGUUUUAAAUCAGUGAGUAAAUGAUUUGCAUACUGAGUGUUAGACUAUU